Messenger RNA from Salvia splendens (bonfire salvia), 2873 nucleotides. Its product is annotated as putative late blight resistance protein homolog R1C-3. The record is from RefSeq and is a predicted model, not a curated record. The transcript is spliced from 2 exons. Gene Ontology annotation, biological process: defense response to other organism. Gene Ontology annotation, molecular function: ADP binding. Lineage: Eukaryota; Viridiplantae; Streptophyta; Magnoliopsida; Lamiales; Lamiaceae. Bases 20 to 2650 code for a protein of 876 amino acids.
CUUCUUGAUUUGAUCAUUCAUGGCGGCUUACGGUGCUGCGAUUUCUCUCAAGAAUACCAUUCAGUGUAUUAUACAAUCGUCUCGCGUUUUGCUGGUUCCUCCCUCUCCACAAGUCUUACAACCCGCCUUCGACGCGAUGGCCAGCUUGCAGAAAGCUCUGCUAAAGCUGGACGAGACGGGCUACAGCAAGAUCAGGACGAAGGUGAAUGCUUUGGAUGAACGAAUCAAAGAGGUCGUUUGGGAGUUCGAAGAUUUACUCGAAUCCCAUUGCACCCAUCAGAUUCUUCCACAGCUCGACCACUUGUCUUUCUCUGUAGAUCUGCAGAGUCUGCGGCAGAGUGUUGAUUGCUUCGUCGAGAGGGUGACAGCGAUGGAGGCGGAGUAUGGUAUUGAACUGCUGAAUAUGGCUGAAGAAGAAGGCGAACCUAUUUCCUCAAGAAUCGAUUUUGGUGGAAUCAACUCAGAGAUGGUUGGAUUGAAUGCUGAAUUUGAACAAGUUAGAGAUUAUUUUCUUAUAGAAGAUGAUGAGAGCAGUGGCUGCUAUGCACUCACUGGGAUGGCGGGUGUUGGAAAGACGGCUCUUGCUAAGAAAGUAUUUGAAGAUCCAUUGAUUCAGAGACAUUUCGAGCAUCGAGCAUGGGUCAAAGUGGGCAGAAAGUGUGAAUAUGGUGAAACAUUACGAUGUGUUCUAGCUCAAGUGGGUCCCAACACUCGCGACCAAAUGCUUACUCAAGAUGAUGACGACGAGGAGGAGGAGAAACUAGUUGAGCGUUUGGAACAUAGAUUAAGAGGUAAGAAAUGUCUGGUUGUGUUGGAUGAUGUAUGGGAAUGGGACACACCACUACUGGAGUAUGUGCUGGAAUUUGGAGAAAUGGUUGACUUCCUGAAACGGAAGAUCCGAAUCCUGUUUACAAGCAGGUUAGGAACUGAUGAAUUUCCAUUUCAGGAAGUACGGUUGUUGAAUGAGGAAGAAAGUAGGAAACUACUUAGCGAAAGUGUAUUCGGUGAAAAUGGCUUCCCUACUCACCUUGAGAAAUUGGGAGAGAAGAUUGCUAAAAAAUGUGAAGGUCUUCCACUUAUGAUAGUCAUAGUCGCAGAGCUCCUAGCCAAAGAAGACAAGACCCCACAAUACUGGACUCACGUAGCUCAAAAACAACACAAUUCAGUCUUCGUAAAUGCAUAUAAUCAAAUAUCAGAGGUACUUUUCCCAAGCUAUGACUACUUACGUCAGUAUUUAAAAAUGCUUUUCCUCUACUUGGGAGCUUUCCCUUCAUAUAGUGAUAUUGAAACACAUAGCUUGAGUCAUCGCUUGAGUGCUGAGGGGUUUCUUGAACCGAUUGGAAAACAAACUUUGAAAGAUUUUGUGGCCGAAUUCACUAGAAAGCUUGCUCGCAUGUAUCAUCUUGUGCUACUCGAAUCAAAUCGAAAAUCUUGGUUUUCGACAAACGUGUUUCGCGUACAUUCUUGCUGGCAACACUUGUGUAAGAAACAAGCUAGUAAGAUCAAGUUUUUACAUGUUUUACAAAGUUGCGAAGAUGUACUGAAAGACCACCGUCGGUUGUGUGCCCAUUACAAUACUUUAUUUGCCUUCAAGCAAGUACAUGAUUCAAUAAAAAGUGAUUGUGCACCCACUGUCCGUUCUCUACUUUGUUUUGGUCCUUACCACCAAUAUCCGUUGUCCAUAGAUGCUAUGGAUUUCAAGUUGUUGAGGGUGCUAGAUGCUCAUAAGGUCCGAUUUUACAAUAUCCCACUUGAAAUUCUAAAACUAAUUUGUCUAAAAUACCUUGCCUUAACUUGCAACAAAGAUCUCCCUCUUUCCAUAUCCAACCUUUUUCACCUUCAAUCAUUGAUUAUCUUGCCACAUAUGAACAUUAAGAAGCGUGGUGCUUCGUCACUUAUGCCAGUGGAAAUAUGGGACAUGCAAGAACUACAACGUAUUGAAGUCAUGGGAAGAGACCUACCAACCCCUAGUUUUGAUGCUACUUUGGACAAACUCUUCUGUCUUUUUGGUGUUAGUGCAAUGAGUUGCACAAGACAAAUUCUUAAAAGAAUACCUAACUUAAGGAGAUUAGAAAUUCGGAUGGAGUUGAAGCCUUAUGAUGAUGACGACGAUGGCAAACAAUUGAGUGGCUUGGAACAUAUUUCAGAAGAACUCCAAAAUUUGGAACAUAUGUAUUAUCGUCUUAACUAUUAUGUGGUGAACUCUAAGAUGAAGUACGAGUCUAUGGUUCCUCUUUCAAUGUUCCCACCAAGUCUAACAAUGUUGUAUCUGAGUGGCUUGGGGUGUCCAUGGAAGCACAUGAAUGAUAUUGGUUCGCUGCUACCAAAUCUUAAGGGCCUCGAAUUAGAACACUAUGCCUUUCGAGGUCCAGAGUGGGAUAUAGAAUCAGAGAGUUUUCUAAAACUUGAGAGACUUGUAAUUGAAGACACUGAUUUGGUGCUAUGGAGAGCUCAACAUGGAAGCCUUCCAAGGCUUCACCUCCUGAGCAUACGUCAUUGCUACAAAUUACAACAACUCGAUUGGAUGCGUGGUCCUUCCAUGAGCAGAACUGCAAUUGAAUUGGUUGAGUGCAAUCCUUCAGUUAUCGAUUUCGCCAAGCAGUUAAGACCAGAAUCUCUCUUUACAGUUCGUUGUCACUCUUCUUUUUGAGAUGAAAAGUCAUAGCUAGACUCCCAACUUGGUUAGCAGGGCAAAUGAGAGACCAUAAAGGUGUAGGUGUUUAAAGGCAAAUGAGACAUCAUAGGAGGUUAUGAAUACUAAAUUAUGUUUGUGGGAGAAACUUGUGAGAAAACACUACAUACAUUUUCCAUAAGUCAGGAUUGUAUUUAUAUAACCUCUCCAUGUUAUAAAUGGUUUUCACUUUGUUUUGAUA